This is a messenger RNA of Acanthoscelides obtectus, 402 nucleotides long. The record is from the annotation of a GenBank genome assembly. NCBI's taxonomy places the organism in Eukaryota, Metazoa, Arthropoda, Insecta, Coleoptera, Chrysomelidae.
AUGACUAGUGAGCUCCAAAAGCAAGAUGUUUCUUCGAUUACUUCACCCUCGGUCGCUGCAAAAGUACCAUCAGAUUCAACCACGGUCGCAUUACCUUCAACAUCUACUGUACCUCAGUCAGAGCCUUCAACAUCAGCAUCAGUAUUCACGAAUGAAACUGCAGCUCCUAGAAUCAAUUCACCAUCAAUUUUGACUGCGGAAGAAUCCGAGCAAGCAAAUACAAUACCAAGACAAUCAGCAGAGAUAGCUUCUACAUCUAAUGUUCUGGAUAUGACAACGGUAGAUUCUGAUUCCGGACACACACCAAAAAUAGUUUUACCACAAACAAUUCGACCAUUUCCAAAAGCUACUUCUAGAAAAGUCUUCGUCGUGGUAGACAGCCCGGAAAAACUAAAAUUUUAA